Molecule: messenger RNA, 2382 nt
Organism: Branchiostoma belcheri (Belcher's lancelet)
Lineage: Eukaryota; Metazoa; Chordata; Leptocardii; Amphioxiformes; Branchiostomatidae
Product: zinc finger protein 271-like
Exons: 3
Coding region: 159-1847 (562 amino acids)
Cellular component (GO): nucleus
Source: RefSeq, a predicted model, not a curated record
CGUAGUCAAGUAAAACCUACUGGACCGGUUUUAUCCACCCACCCAGUCCCUAUAUAAACGCGUCCCUGACUGCUCUGUUUCUGUCAGUACUGACCCUGCAGCCGUCAGGAUCUGUGUCGUCGUACUUUGGGGCAUCAGUGAAUCUUGGUUUGAUCAAUAUGGCGACAGUUGAAUCACGUCUGAAACAAGAGGACGGAGAGAGCAGACGUGGAAAGCAGAAUUCUUCCAGUGUCCACAAGUGCAGCGAGUGUGGCAAGGAGUUUCCUAAACGGACUGAUCUGAGACGACACAUGCGGACGCACACAGGCGAGAAACCUUAUCGAUGUGAGGAAUGUAAGAAAGGCUUUAGUCUGCUGAGUAGUCUGAAGAGACACAUGCGGAUUCACACUGGUGAGAAACCGUAUCAAUGUGAGGAAUGUAGCAGGUGGUUUGGUAGGCUGUGUGAGCUGAAAAGGCAUAUCAGAACCCACACGGGUGAGCAACCCUACAGGUGUGAGAAAUGUAGUAUGCGGUUCACUGACCUGGGUAGUCUGAACACUCACAUGCGGACCCACACUGGUGAGAAACCAUAUAAAUGUGAGGAGUGCAGCAGGCGGUUCAGUCAGCUGAGUAAUCUCAAGACUCAUAUGCGGACUCACACUGGUGACAAGCCGUACCGGUGUGAUGAAUGCAGCAGGCAGUUCAUAACACUGAGUAAGCUGGAAACACACAUGCGGACUCACACUGGGGAGAAGCCGUACAAAUGUGAAGAGUGUAGCCGGCCAUUCAGUAACUUGUCAGAUCUAAAGAAACACAUACGGACUCACACUGGUGAAAAACCUUAUAAGUGUGAAGAGUGCAGCAAGCAGUUCAGUAGGCUGGGUCAUCUAAAGGAGCACAUGCGGACUCACACAGGUGAGAAACCGUACAGAUGUGAGGAGUGUAGCCGGUCGUUUACGACACUGUCACAAUUAAAGACACAUACGCGGACUCACACUGGUGACAAACCGUACAAUUGUGAGGAGUGUAGCAGACAGUUUACUCAGUUGUCUAAUCUGAAGUCACACAUGAGGACUCACAGUGGUGAGAAACCGUACUCUUGCGAAAAAUGCAACAAAAGAUUUCGAUAUUCACGUGAUCUGACAACCCACAUGAAAACUCACACCGAUGAAAGCCUGCCGAAGUCUUGCGGCGAGUGCGGCAUGGAGUUUCCUAACCGAAGUAAUCUGAUGCGACACAUGCGGACUCACACAGGUGAGAAACCGUAUCAAUGUGAGGAAUGUAACAAAAGCUUUAGCAUGCUGAGUAAUUUGAAGACACAUAUGCGGAUUCACACGGGUGAGAAACCGUACUUGUGUGAGAAAUGUGACAAAAGUUUCAGUCAGCUGAGUCAUCUGAAGCGACACGUGCGGACUCACACAGGUGAGAAACCUUACCGAUGUGAGGAAUGUGACAAAAGCUAUAGUGAGCUGAGUCAGCUGAAGAGACACAUGCGGACUCACACUGGUGAGAAGCCGUAUCAAUGUGAGGAAUGUAGCAGGUGCUUCAGAAUGCUUGCUCAUCUGAGGUCUCAUAUCAGGACCCACACCGGUGAGAAACCCUACACGUGUGAGGAGUGCAGCAGGCAGUUCAGCGACCUGGGUACUCUGAAGCGACACAUGCGGACUCACACAGGUGAGAAACCGUACAAGUGUGAGGAGUGUGGCAGACAGUUCAGUGUGCUGGAUAGUCUGAAGAAACACAUGCGGACUCACACUGGUGAGAAACCGUACAGAUGUGAGGAGUGCAGCAGGCAGUUCACCGCAAGCAGCAGUUUAAAGAGACACGUCGUGCGAACUCACAGAGUGGAGAAACCGUACAUGUGUUAAAAGGCAACAAAAGCUUUCGUAAGAGUGCCAACUGAAAACACUCCGGCGAAAGACUGUCAGUGUCUUUGUAACGGUUACUGAGUGGCGAUGCUUUAAAUGUCCUGACUGUUUGAUCUACAUGUAGUAGUGUACUCUCUACAUGACUCUACUGUGGAGUUAUAGCGCAAUAGAGGUGAUUUUAUAUAACGAUUGAUGGAUGCUUCGUAGCCUGUUGAUAGAGCUAGAAGUCAUGUGCAAAAUGUAAUACUGUAGUAUUUAGACAAUAGUUACAUGGCAGGACACCGUUCAUUUAACGUCAAUGUGUCACUGUCCGUCUGUUAUAGAACUUAGUUGACUACAUGUAGUUUUCUUGUUAUAGUAUCUGUAAAUAGUAUCUGUAGAUAUUUAGCGUUUGGUUACAGUUGGGGCAUGUUACUUAUUAAUGCAUGAAACUGUUUGUUUUACUGUAGUUCUGCAAGGUAGAGGUAGCUUAGAAUUAGAGAUUUGUCAACUUUUUGCAUCCCAGUGUCAACAAUAAAGCGCGUUAUGUGCCUUA